This is a messenger RNA of Microtus oregoni (creeping vole), 4126 nucleotides long. RefSeq names its product zinc finger protein OZF-like. The coding region runs from base 296 to 1639 and encodes 447 amino acids. The transcript has 3 exons. Lineage: Eukaryota; Metazoa; Chordata; Mammalia; Rodentia; Cricetidae. Gene Ontology annotation, molecular function: DNA-binding transcription factor activity; RNA polymerase II cis-regulatory region sequence-specific DNA binding. Gene Ontology annotation, biological process: regulation of transcription by RNA polymerase II. The record is from RefSeq and is a predicted model, not a curated record.
GGGGAUUCUUGUGAGUACCUGUUUGGGGCGAUUGUGCGUUCUGCGGACCUCUUUGGGAGGACACCUAGACACAUCAGAAGCACACAAUGGAACCGGUGGCCUUUGUGGAUGUAGGUGUGAUCUUCACUGUAGAAGAGUGGGCGAUGUUGGAUGAUAGGCAAAAGAAGCUCUACAGAGAUGUGAUGAAGGAAACAUUUUUGAACCUGAUCUCCAUAGAACUCAAGUGGUUGAGAAAGACUGUGGAUAUCAGCGUGAUACUGAGUGUGAUGAAAACCAGGAAUCUACUCCAGAGAAUAUGGUUAAUAAUGACGUGCCUCCUGCAAAAACAGUAUAUGAAAGCAGAUUACAUGAAAGGAAUGUCAUUGAUGAUUCAUCCUUACAAGUUUAUCAAAGAGACCAAAGUAGAAGCAAUGAAUUUCAAUGUCAGGAAGCUGUGGUGAAGUCUUUUAAACCAACGAAACAUUGGAAAGAUAUCAGUCAUUUUGAAUCACUUCAGGUACUUGAAACCUCUCCUAGAGACAAACCUUAUAAAAACCAACAAUGUAAUGAAGCCUGUAGGAGUCUUCCUUCUGAUCAGCCUCAGGAGAGAAUUCACACUGGAGAGAAACUCAGUGAGAACAUCUUAAAGAGAUGUACACGUGACCAGAAAAAUCACGGAAUCCAUACAGGAGUGAAACCCUUUGUGUGUAAGCAUUGUGUAGAAGCUUUCAUUGAUUCCAGUGACCUCGUCAACCAUGAAAAAAGUCAUCUUGGAGAGAGAAGUUACAUUUGUAAGCAAUGUGAGAAAACAUGUUUUGAGAAACAUGAAGUAACUCACAGAGAAGUAAAGCCUUAUGAAUGUAAGCAUUGUGGAAAAGCUUUCACCCAUUCUAGUAAUUGUAACAUUCACGAAAGAAGUCACUGUGCUGAGAAGCCUUAUGCACAUAAGCAUUGUGAAAAAACCUUCACCAGUUCCAAUUCUUGUAACACUCACAAAAGAAUCCACACUGGAGAGAAAUUGUAUACAUGUAAACAUUGUGGCAAAACCUUUGCCACUUUGAGUUCUUAUAACACUCAUGAAAGAGUUCACACUGGAGAGAAGCCUUGUACAUGUAAGCACUGUGGAAAAACUUUCACCAUUCCCAGUCUGCAUAACUGCCACGAACAAAAUCAUAAUGUAAAGACUUCUUAUGCCUGUAAACAUUGUGGAAAGGCUUUCAACAGUUCCAAGCACUGUAAAAUUCAUGAAAGAACUCACACGGGAGAGAAGAUUUAUGCAUGUAAACAUUGUGGGAAAGUCUUCAGCACUUCUUAUUAUCGUAACAUUCAUGAAAGGAUUCAUACUGGAGAGAAGCCUUACUCGUGUAAGCACUGUGGAAAAGCCUUUACCCGCUCCAUUUAUCUUAAGAGACAUGAAAUCGUUCAUACUGGAGAUAAGCCUUAUGCAUGUAAGCAUUGCGGGAAAAGCUUCUCCACCUCGGAUUAUCGUGACCUUCAUGAAAGAAUUCACUCUGGAAAGAAGCCUUAUGCAUGUCAGCAUUGUGGGAAAGCCUUCAGGAGUUCUUCUCAUCAAAAGAGACAUGAAAGAAUUCACUAUGAAAAGCUUUAUGUACGUAAUCAUUGUGGAAACAGCUUGACUAGUUGUACAUACCAUUCAUGAAAGAAUUCAUACUGGUGAGAAACCUUGUGUGUGUAUUCUUGUGGCAAAACCUUUGCCAUUUUGAGUUCCUGUCAUAAUCAUAAAAGAAUUCACAUGUAAGCAUUAUGGAAAAACCUUUGCCCGAUCCAGUUAUCUUAACAUUCAUGAAAGGAGUCACAGUGGAGAGAAACCUUGUGCAUCUAAGCAUUGUUGAAAAAAACCUUCACUUCCAGUUGGCAUGACAGUCGUAAAAGGCAUCACGCUAGACAGUAGGCAAAUGGAUGUAAGCAUUGUGGGAAAGACCUUAUGUAAGCACUGUGGAAAAGCCUUCCCCAUUUCCAGUUGGUGUAAUGCUCAUGAAAGAUUAGAAGAUGCCAUACAUCUGUGAUCAUGUGGAAAAGCCUUUAGCAAUCAUAGUUCUGAUUAUAUCCAUAAAAGAAUUUCAUAGUGGUGGAAAACUUUGAAAUGGAUGUGGAAAAUCAAUUUAUAAUGUUCAGAAACAUCUUCCGGGCCGGGCAAUAGUGGCGCACAUCUUUAAUCCCAGCACUCGGGAGGCAGAAGCAGGCAGAUCUCUGUGAGUUCGAGACCAGCCUGGUCUACAGAGCUAGUUCCAGGACAGGCUCCAAAGCCACAGAGAAACCCUGUCUCAAAAAAAAACCAAAAAAAAAAAGAAAGAAAGAAAGAAACAUCUUUCAUAUAGCCAGAAUAUGCCUGCAUUUCUGUUUCACAUCCCUACACAAACCCGUGUGAUCUCACGGUGACAAGAAGUGCAGUGGGUAGCACUUCUACCAGCGUAAGUAUGCGAUGCUGCAUUUGAUCAGCUCGCCUCCAUUGUGAGGAUUGAAAGAAAACUGGUCAUGAGGUGCAUCAGCUAAGAGUAGUUCUCAUGCAAAACCUGAUUAUCUCAGUUACCUCCCUGGGUCUUACACUGUGUAAAUAAAAACCCGAGUCUUGAAAGUUGUAUUCUGACAAUCACAUGUAUACUUCCCAAUAAAUACAUACACAGAGACAUACAGGUGAGUAUGAAGUGAAUAAAAUGUUCAAAGCAGUUGAAACAAAAACUAAUAGAUACAUUUUUAAAUGUAGAAACACUGAGAGAACAAAGUGUGAUUCUUUUUUGUUGUUGGUUCUGUUUUGAUUUUUGAGACAGGUUUUUGUGUGUGUGUAAGAGUGUAAAACAGCUCUAGCUGUCCUGGAACUAGCUCUGUAGACCAGGCUGGCCUCAAACUCAGAGAUUCGCCUGCUUCUGCCCCCCAAGUGCUGGGAUUAAAGACGUGUGCCACCACCACCCAGAAAAAGUGUAAUACCUAACUCAUUAUAUGUGACUCUGUAUAUGAUAAAAACCACUUACAAGAUGUGGAAUAAUGUCUGUUUUGCCCUCUAUGGCUAGGACAGUACCUUUGAAUACAACUAUACUAGUGUUCUGAGUGAGAAUGGGCCCAAAGACUCGUAAGUUUGAAUACUGGGUUUCUAACUGAAAUGGGUACUAACUGAGAAUGGGUAAGAGGUAUGACCUGUUGGAGAACAUCUGUCACUCUCAGGAAGUUUUAAGGUGAUACAAAAGAUAGUGACACUCCCAGUGUAUUCUCUCUGCCUCCUUAUUAUGGGAUAGCAUGGCCAUUCUUUGCUAACACAGAUACUCACACUCUGUAACUGCAAGCCAAAUAUAACACUUGCUUUUAAAACUUGUUUUAGCAGUUGUGAUCCAUCACAGCUAUAGAAAACACAACCUUCUUUGGACCUUAAGAAGAUCCAUCCAAAUCCAGUCAAGAGAAUUUUCAUUGCAAAACUGAAAAAAAAAAAAAAAACGAAUUACGUGUCAUUUUGGAUAUGCUAAAAAAAAUUUUUCAUGUAUUUGAAUCUCAUGUAAGAUAUAAUACUUUCUGGAAGUUACUCCAGAAUAUUUUAGAAAUGAACAGUUUGAGGAAAGUAUAGUCAAAUUCUGAGCAUUUUUGUUAUUGGCCCAUUCUUUCACAGGAGUUUUGCUUUCAUUACGUUUUUAUUAGGAAGGCAAGAUGUGGUUUCUUUUAGUCCAGGUUAUCUUUUCACGUCUGAGAAUUUAGAGCCAGAAACCACAAAUGAAAGAGGAGAGAGAUUGAUCUUUCUGAAUAUGGGUUAAUGUACUUGUUUUCUAGUUGAUUCUAUGUGUCAAACUUUUCUGAUUUAAGAUUUCUUUAUAGCUGAAUGGUGUUCCAUUGGUGAUUAGAGAGGAGGCUGGGGAGGGCACUAGCUGGAUGUGAGGGCUGUGAGGAGAAAAAUGGGAAGACUGGAGGCAGAAGUUUCUAGUUUGGCACAGGAUGGGAAAGGUGAAUACAGGAAAGAGGAACAAAUACCAAUGUUUGAUAAUGCUUAAGAGUUGUUAUUUUGCACAUACCUAAAGUUAAAUACAAUACAUAAUAGUGCAACUGAGAUUAUGUAUCCACACAUGGAUAUACGUACAUGUGUAUAUUAAAUGACGUUGUAUCAUUUGACUUUGUAGUGCCUCCUCCCAAGAAUCCUGCACUAAUA